AUGUUUGCAUAUGAGCUUAGCAUGCAUUUAUGGAGGUACCAUCUUGCUGAGAAAUUCUUUUUGCGUUGCUGGCCUGCCAAAUUUUGCCAGGCUGACAACGAGGCGGCGGGCUGCAGAGGCUGUCAGGUUUCCAGCGGUGCACCGAUUCCAGAUGGGAUCGUGCACGGACCCACCAAAAAGAACGGCUCCGGCAAGCGUAAACAUUUGGAUACGACAGAGGAGCAACGCGGUCGCUCUCUGAUCUCAUCAAUUUCCGCGACGCUUACGAUACUACGAAUCAUGAAUACUCGAUCGCAGUUCCGUGGCGGCAUGCAAGUGCAUGCUGUGCCAGAGACAGAAAGAGCAAUAGGCGCAAAUGGGCAGCGGCUUCCUUGGGCAUACGAAUACGCAGAAUCUUCUCACAUUGAUUCCCGAGAGAAAGGCCCCUUUGGUCGGUCAACACGAAGAAGGACACCAUCACGGAGCAAAACCGCUACACCUUCGCGAAAAGAGGACAAAGAUGCUGCGGAGAAUUGGCGUGCAAUUGAUGACAUUUUCAAGAGAGCCAAAGAAGCAGACGAGGCAAGAGAAUUGGCCCGUUCAACAGCUGCCCCUGUAGCGGGAGUAUUGCCAGCGCCAGAAAGCCAGGAAAUCAAGAGUACACCAGCUGGGACACCAACUGAAGUUAUUCUGUAUGGAUUUGCACCAGGUUUUCAAUAUGCGGCGAUUGAGUUCUAUGAGCGGGCUAGCAGGGGUAUAAUACUGGAAGACUACGAUCGGUACCCGCCAAACCCGCGUUAUUCAAACUCGCUGUCGAUGAGACAAUCACGGGGGCCGGGCCUGAAAUUAUCGAAGGAAGCUCUGCGAAAGAAGAACACUCAUCGAGGAGGCACACACUGGAUAAAAGUAACUUUUGACAGUGCUGAGGCGGCUGACUUGGCUUGCGCAGCUAGUCCUCAUGUCAUCAACGGGUACAUCGUCCAUGCCGAAUUGUAUAGAGGAGAAGGUCCUGCGGGAGGCGAUGUUGCGAUUUUAGCGACGCCACAAGCGCUUGCAAGUGCAACGGCGAGCCCGUCUCAACGAAGCUCUACAACGGCCCGAGAUGUCAGUACAGAAACAGCGUCAACAGCGACUGCAACAACGGCGGCAACAAUUCUUCCCGACCCUUUUGUCGCCCCUAGCACACAGAGACCAACAUCUCCAACCUCAACAGUCCCCGUUCAAAAUACUUCCGUCUCUUCAAGCAUGGCCCUGAAAGAGCGGCCUCUCCGCAUUCGGGGCGCCAAGCGCGCAGUGCUGCUCCCUGCUGACCAGGCCCUUGUCCCAGGGAAGAAUGCCACACAGCGAUUCAUUGAGGCAGUGCCUAUCUUGGGUUGGUUUUUCUCCGGGAGCAGCGAUCUGAUCGGUGAGGGGGUGCCGAGACGGGACGACGAGACAGUAGACUGGGACUCUGUAGGCAUCUACUGGAAAUUCUGGUGGUGGAUUGAUUGGUGGUUCGGAACAGAUUACUGCGGGCUGAAAGGAGACGACUGAAGAGAGAGGAGGGAUAUUUGCUCAUUCUCAAAACGGAUUUAGCUCGGCAUUUGGGGUUUGAUUGUGAUUAGAUGUGAACGGGAUGCAUAGCAUUGGCGUUGGUAGGUGGUAUGAACUCCUUGAAGUGCCGAUGACACUAAGUUUAAUAUCUUUUUAUUGUCGUGCAACCAUAAAUUUCGACUAUUGAAAAUCGCCCGUUGUGCCAAGUAAUGUUUU
Molecule: messenger RNA, 1728 nt
Organism: Verruconis gallopava
Lineage: Eukaryota; Fungi; Ascomycota; Dothideomycetes; Venturiales; Sympoventuriaceae
Exons: 2
Coding region: 1-1512 (503 amino acids)
Source: RefSeq, a predicted model, not a curated record